AGUCAUCAUGCCUUUGCUCGAUAAAGUGCCCGGCGAUCUCAAGCUCUAUAUCGGAGGCUUAAACACAUGUAUUGACUUGCCUUCAGGNAUUUUUACUCUACGCCGCAAAGAUCAACUCGCCGAAGCUGGCAUCACACAUGUGCUGUCUGUGUUGAGGCUCCCGCUCGACGAGAAGCUUUUCGAAGGAUACAAGCAUAUGUUAGUUGAGGUUGAUGAUGUCGAAGAUGAGAACCUGCUUGAGCACUUCCCGGCGGCUACCAAGUUUAUCGAAGAUGGUCUUGCGUCCGGAGGCGCAGUCCUUCGCUGGGUCUAUCAGCGUGAAGUGGAGAUGAGCCGUGCUUGCGGACAAGCACCAGAGGCAGAGAAGAUUCGCUUCGAGGAUGAGCAUGUGACAGCGAAGGAUGAAGGUGGAUUUGAGAUGCGAUGCCGAAAGUGCAGACGCACCCUGGCAACAUCGCAAUUCCUGAUAGCUCACCAGGCUCAACGAGGCCCGGCUGAUUCUUGCACGCACUACUUCCUUGAUCCUCUAUCGUGGAUGCGACCGGAGCUGGAGAAGGGAGAGGUGGAAGGAAGGUUGGAAUGCCCCAAUGCCAAAUGCAAAGCCAAUGUGGGCAAAUAUGCAUGGCAGGGCAUGCGAUGCAGUUGUGGAGAGUGGAUAGUGCCGGCUAUCAGUUUGUCGAAAGGCAGGAUCGAUGAGGCUAAGAAGAAGGCUGUCGACCCUAGCGCCAUGGGUAUCCGUAUGCCGGCGACAGCAAACCCAAGAGGCCCUGGGCAAAAUAAUCUC
Molecule: messenger RNA, 784 nt
Organism: Aureobasidium uvarum
Lineage: Eukaryota; Fungi; Ascomycota; Dothideomycetes; Dothideales; Saccotheciaceae
Source: the annotation of a GenBank genome assembly